AUGAGGACAUUCGGGGACAAGGGGUGCCAUGCUGGAUUCAUUAAAUUCAAUGGCGGCGCAGGGGAAGUAUGGGACGACUCUAGAACAGAUGGCGUAAACGCAGAGAUGCACUAUGGAUCUCGGCUUCGUCUCGAUACAUAUUGUCGCCAUGAACCUUUCUGGGUCGCGUUUUUGCGCUGCCCAUCGCGACUUCAGCGGUGA
Messenger RNA from Pleurotus ostreatus (oyster mushroom), 201 nucleotides. RefSeq lists its product as uncharacterized. Lineage: Eukaryota; Fungi; Basidiomycota; Agaricomycetes; Agaricales; Pleurotaceae. The record is from RefSeq and is a predicted model, not a curated record. The transcript is spliced from 2 exons. Bases 1 to 201 code for a protein of 66 amino acids.